Gaeumannomyces tritici R3-111a-1 is the source of this 597-nucleotide messenger RNA. RefSeq lists its product as hypothetical. The record is from RefSeq and is a predicted model, not a curated record. NCBI's taxonomy places the organism in Eukaryota, Fungi, Ascomycota, Sordariomycetes, Magnaporthales, Magnaporthaceae. The coding region runs from base 1 to 597 and encodes 198 amino acids. The transcript has a single exon.
AUGACCAUCCUCCAAACCUGUGAGGGACUGGUGGACAUUCUUGGAGUCGACAUGAACCUGGCAUCAUCACCACAGCCCUUUGGCUCUGUUACUGGCGGCACAAUACGAUUGCGGGGGCCUUUGGCGAAGGCAAUGCUUGCCGAAACGUCGAAACACAAAUGGGAGAUCGAUUUCUUUCCCGGGCAACAGCAAAAGGAAGAGGAACCAGAGGAACUGGGCGACCCUACGAUUUUGACCAAGUUAAAAACGACGGUUCAAUGGGACGAAGAGGAUAUGCAAAAUAUGGCACAGUCCGUCAAAGUUUACUUCGCUCCAUUCGAGGCCAGAUUUACCCCCUCGGCGAUCUUCAGGUUAGAGGACUGGUGUUACUGCCAGUUUCGAAGGAUCGGUAUUUUCGACGUGGAGGAGUCCUGGAAGGAAGAGGAGGAAGAGGAGGAAGAGGAGGAAGAGGAGGAAGAGGAGGAAGAGGAGGAAUUCGCAAUUCGUUACCCUUAUUUGGGUUUACGCGCCCACCUCGUAUCCAGUGUCUCCGCCGCCUUCACUUCCUCGUUUGCAAACUUUAGCCUCCUCCUUCUCUGUGCUGUCACAAUCUUGUGA